This is a messenger RNA of Perkinsus marinus ATCC 50983, 2481 nucleotides long. RefSeq names its product M protein, serotype 12 precursor, putative. The record is from RefSeq and is a predicted model, not a curated record. NCBI's taxonomy places the organism in Eukaryota, Perkinsozoa, Perkinsida, Perkinsidae. The coding region runs from base 14 to 2332 and encodes 772 amino acids. The transcript has 19 exons.
AGUGUUUGUAAGCAUGGCUUCCUAUGGGUCAUCAUACCCAUCUCCCAACGUGGACUUCAGCUACUCUACCGCACCUUCUCCUAACACAAGGCAGAUCAUGGCUGAUAUGGCCGAAUUUUACCCCAAGUUAGCUCCAGAGUACCAAGCUCAGGCCAGAGAGGCGCAUGAGCAUGUAUUGCAAUUACAGCGACAAGGUAUGACCAAUGAAGCUUUGAGCUUGCUGGAACAUAUGAGGAAUCAAAUGCGAGAAAUGGUGCGGACUGGCCUUACUCCUGGACAUAUACCCGUAUCUCGAGAAGUUGAUGAUAGUUCACAGGCUAACGACCUCAACGUGCGGCCUAAAGUGCAGGAUUCCGAGAGGCAUAGUUGGAAAACUGAAUUGCCGCGAGGAGCUACAAGGCGUCCCGGUGGCGCUGAAAUUGGAUCUCAGCCAGAGCUCGUGGAUCAACUUUUUAGUACACCUGUUGUGAAUGUACCUGUUACUGCUCCUGUUAUACAACGCCACCGGAAGGAUGCUGAAUCGAUAAGACGUCUGCGGCGGCAAGUGAGGGAGCUGAAAGUUGAACUGGCGCGUACCAAAGGACCGGAAAGCGCGGAGGAAAUGGAAAGAAAAUUGAAAAUGCAGGAAAUGGAAGAAAAAUAUUCUACGUUGGAGAACACUGUUAGAGACCUCCGCUCAGUGUUAUCAGAGCAGUUGAGCAAAACCUCGCAAGUGGUGCAACAAACGGAGAGUAAAGUGAAGGAGGAGAAAGAAAAAGCCGAACGGCCGAAAAAUCCUUUUUGUCGUCACGGUGUAGAUGAUGAUGUGUGUGAAUUCUGUGAAACCAGGAAGGCCCGAACUGUGAGGGCCGAGCGCUCGCCUGCAGUGAACCGAAGCGUUGCGCAGGAGACAUAUGAUAAUCUAUUUUUGGAAAUGCAAAAUACGCUCCUGUCGUAUCAGCGAUCUCUAAUGGAGACGUUGAAAUCAAGAAAAGAAGAGUUGAAGAAAAAUGAAGAUAUGAAUAAAAAUGAACCUACGAGUAACCCUAAAGGAGUUAAUAACAAGGGAGAUGAUGAUGAUGAUGAUGACGAGUUUUCGGCGACCAAGUUGGAAUAUGAGAAGCGGUGGGGAAAGGAGACCGAGCUGAGUCCUAGGACGUUGGCCUUAGCGAGUGCUAAUGAGAGUCGGACAGCAGCGGAAGCGGCGGUAAAGCAACAGGAGGAGGCUGAGAAGAAGGCUAAAGAGCAAGAGGAAAAGGUAAAGAGCUUCCAGAGACAAGCGAGAAAAGCAGCGGGGAGUUCCAAGAAGAGUGGUACUACUAAGGACAGUAAAAAUACCAGCAAGUCUGAUAAGAAAAAGGCGACGACAACAGCAACAACAGUGGCAAAGGGAAAAGAUGGAGAUAGCGAUGAUGAGGAUUCGGAUGAUAGUGAUAUUGUUGCCAAAGUACUAGAUGGUGGUAACGGAGAGGAUGUAGCGGCUAGUAUCCAGCUGGCCGAGUUGAGGAAACAUCAACAGGCUGAGAUUGAGAAACAGCGGAAUACUCUCGAUGAGCAGCGGCGAGCCAUAGAGGAGCAAACGGCCCGGUUGAAACAACUGCAGGAGGAGUUGAAGGCUCGAGCCAAUCAACAGGAAUUACGGCCGCAUGCAGAGGCUCUGAGUACCGACAAUGAAGAAGAAGAAGACGACGAGAGCAGUCCGAGCAACUCACCAGCAGUGUAUCAGCCUUCUGGAGGGGUUUGGGUGCCGGGCCGGCCUGCGGGUCGGGAGGAGUAUAUCAACCAACAGCAGCCGUCUCAAGGAGCGGUGCCUUUGGUGAACGCAGUGUUGGUACCACCAGAAAAAAUAGUUGGCGAACAGCAGCAGGAGGUAGCAUCACCGUCGUAUGCCGCUGUUGCUAGUGGAGUUCCACCACAGUAUGCAGCGUCACAGAGUGGCUUUGCAAUACCACAAGCACAAGUACCGAUGCCGCCACCCAGGACCGUGCGAGUGCCAACGGCCGAGCUUGAAGGGCAUCAGCCGUUACCGCAAGGAGGUCAACAGCAACAGUACUAUACUCGUCCAUCAGCAGCUCAGCAGCCACAGCAGUCGACGGUUCCGAAAGUGGUAACUCCAUCACCGCCGAAGUUCCCUAAAGUCCCGACGGUAGGAGCGAAGAAGACGAGGAAAAGUAGCGGAAGCAACCCUCAAAUGCCACCGCAAGCGAGUGUAGCCACUCCGGUAGAGGAGCCUGGUAGAGUCCCUGGGAUAAGAAGAAAGUUGACAGGGAAUUUGAGUGGUGCUGAAGGAUGGCCUGGUGUGGAGACCCCGGCCCCGCCCGAUUCGACGGAGUUUAAGUGGCCGCAACAAUGAGCUGGAAGGAGGCAUUCUCGUUUUUAUAAUCAUCCUUCUGGGAGAUGUGAUACUUGCUGCUUUCGCAUUCAACAGAAAAGUUUUGUGGCGCAGUGACGCUGACCAGUUUUGCCGAGUAAGUCAGCUGGCGACUAGUUCCUACAGUAUUU